AUGCAGCGGGCCAGCGUGGAGCGCGAGAAGGAGCACGAUGUCUAUGUGGACGAUGUGACGGUGCUCAAGGCCGACAUCGGAGCCAUCAGUGAGGCGCUCCCUGUGCUGGAAGAGGCGACGGCUGGCGCCUUCGUGCAGACGGGCAGCGACGCCCGGCGCCUGGGUCUCUCGAAGAAGCAGGUGGAUCGGCUCCAGCAGGUGGUCUCCAAGAGCAAGAGCGCCACUGAGAGUGAGCGCCAGGCCAUGGCCUCCUUCUUGGCGACUGGCAAGACGGAGGACAUCUGUCCAGGUCUCGCGGUUCACGGGAACCUUGGACAGAACAAGAAGGAAUGA
Messenger RNA from Durusdinium trenchii, 333 nucleotides. The record is from the annotation of a GenBank genome assembly. NCBI's taxonomy places the organism in Eukaryota, Dinophyceae, Suessiales, Symbiodiniaceae.